Molecule: messenger RNA, 5784 nt
Organism: Carassius carassius (crucian carp)
Lineage: Eukaryota; Metazoa; Chordata; Actinopteri; Cypriniformes; Cyprinidae
Product: rho guanine nucleotide exchange factor 4-like
Exons: 14
Coding region: 553-4920 (1455 amino acids)
Biological process (GO): intracellular signal transduction
Molecular function (GO): protein binding; guanyl-nucleotide exchange factor activity
Source: RefSeq, a predicted model, not a curated record
AACACUAAAACUUUUUAUACCAAUGAUGGUGACGUUUUAAAAGGAAUACAGAAGGAUAGCAAGACAUAUCACAUUAUUAAAGGGUACCAGAAAGAAUGUACGAUAGUUCCCUCAAUAGAGCAGUCUGUAAUUUACUCUGAUGACGCACACUGCGUUAUAGAAUAUACAGAGACCUCAAAACACUUUCAACGACCCGACACCCUGUCCGACAAAAAAGCAAGGCAAAAUGAGUCAGUUAAAACAACUGAGCCGGAUGUUGAUAUUUGGACUAGUGCAUGUACUGAUCUUUUCACAAAUGCUCAAUCUCCUUUUGACUAUUCCCAGCUGAACAGUAGAAACAUUGAAUACAGCUCAGACACAAAUAAUAAUAAUAAAGACAUUACUUUAGAAGAGUGUGACUCAGGUGAACAGAUCUCUUUGCCCAAUUCUUUGCAAAAAUACAGCAGGAUUACCAGCAAUGCUGGAUCUUUAGUCUUAAAAGGUGGUGAUUGCAAAGAUAGUGACUCUUGUAGCGCCCCUGUUAGUCAGGCCACUCUCUUUAAAGCACCUGAAAUGAGGACUGCAAUGAAUGGCGAAGAUAAUGUUGCUAAACCUUCUGAAUUCAACGAAUGUAGUUGCCAUAGAAAUGUUAUAUUACAGCAGCUCGGUGGAAAGGAUUGUCAGCUGCACUUGUCUGCACUGGAGGGAGAGCAGACAGCAGGAGGAUUUCAGCUCAAGGGCACAGGCGGCAUCAGUCAAAGCAGAACAGCAGUGUUCCAAUCCUUGAGUCCCUCACACACAGAUGACCAGUACAGCACACAUGGAGAGGUUAAUGCAGACUCUACAAACUGUGAAUUUUCACAUAUUGGCCAUUUGCUUGUACACAAACAUCCGGAGCUCGUCCAAGAAAAAAGCAUAUUACCACUGGUUGGUGGCUCUCUUAAGGUCGAUGAUACUUAUGCAUUAGAAAAUAUGAAGAGAAAGCUUGAGACUUUCAAGACAAAGUCUUCUGAAAGCACUGAUUCAGUAUGUGAAACUUCUGAUCUUUGUAAGCAAUCUUGGGAACUGCACAACUCAGAGUUCGAGGACGCAUUUGUUACAUGUUGCCGUAUUUUACCCAUCACUAAUUUAGAGGCCAUUUUGGAGUUGGACCGUUCAUCAGAAAGCUCAUUUGUGACUGAAAAUGGACUGGAGGAGCAACAGAGAGGAAGUCCAUUAUCAGAAGUUAGAUUCAGAGAGCAAUGGAGCUCUUGUGAUGAUGUAACAACCCACCCACAUGCGGACGUUUCUGCCAUGUGUACAAAAGCCAAUGUAACCACUGUCAUGAAUAAACUAGACUCUGGAGAAACAAUGAGCACUUUAUCAAAUGGCUUUGAUAGCAGUGAUGGUUAUAGUGUUUCCAGUUUUGUGUCACAAGACCUUGACUCCAAUACCAACAGCGAAGAGAUGGAGGACGGCACUCAGUCGUCAUCUAGUCUUCGUGGUUCUGCAAGAAAUAAGACAACCCAGUCAGGGAAGGGCUCUGUGUUUUCCGUUUUUUCUCGACUCCCCUCAUUCCGCAAGAUCAAAUGGGAACACAAAGUCAAUAACAAAGUUGAUCCAGAAAUGAAGGACUCUAACGAGGAUGGAGAUGAACGGAAUGAGGUGAAGUACAUUAAGUCGCCCACCCAUAACAAAUCCAACCCUUCACUGUACAAGACCCCUAUUUCUCAUAGUACAGAUCAUCUUACAGACAUUACAAAAUUUGCUGACCACACCAACGAUGAUAUUUUUGAAAAAGCUUUUUCUUUAAACUUGCACAAUAGAGGAAAAUAUGUACACUGUAAAAAUUUGUAUCAGCAGCAAGAGCACAAAGAUGGAGAUGAGAUGAAAUUGAAAACUUCCCUAACGACAGAGGGACUGCAACAAAAAAGAAGCAAAAGUACAGACAACUUAAACUUACGCAUGAAGCUCGCAAUAGCUCACAAGUCUCUGUCUAGCCUGUUUGAGUCCAGAUAUCCCGAGAGGGACAACCAGGAGCAGAUUUCACAGUCAGAAAAUGAAGAGGUAAAAACCAAGCAGUCCUGGAGGAAGAUAAAAUGCUCUAAGGAAGCAGAACUUUACAAAAGAACUCAAUCUGUUCCUGGGACGACCUGUGACAAGUCCAUGCCUCAGAGCCAUAUCGACUGUGCCUUUGGUGCUCCACAGAACAGGUCCAGACUUAACACCUCACCAGCUUCUCAAAAGAGUUUGAGGAACACAUGCCAUUCAGAUUCACAGAGUUUGAAAUCUGGACCUCAGUCUGAAGAUAGUAAGUGUCUGGAAGGUUGCGAGCUGCCUUGUGCCCCUUUCUCAGAUUCUGAGGUCUCGGUAGAUGGCUUUGAGGACAGUGUUGAGGAUAGGUCGCAAUCACCUGUACACCCCACUGUUUUUACUCUCUCAAACCAGAUGUCACCUACCUGGACCAGAUCACUAAGCUGUUUUGAGACCACUGAUACUCCGACAAGGCCCAUGAGCCCCAAACCUAACAGUCCUGGUCUGGGCUGGACACACCGGAGGAGCUUCCGUUACCCCUCGAGAUCAGUUUCAUCUUCUCUCUGUUUGCUCGGUCAGGGAGUGAGCACUGAUGGUCUCUCCGAUCCACCUCUGAGACCGAAGUCUCUGAAGCCAAGGGCAGCACAACUCACUACAGCCCACUCUUUUGAUUCUGAGUGCUUACUAGAGGACAGCAGUUCAGACAGCCAGUCUCAAAAUAGCCUGAAUUCAGCAUCCCUGAUCAACAAACCAGAGCAUGUACAGCACAGUACUGAGCCAGCCAUCCAGUCAGAAGAGAGAAGACAGCAAGGAAGUUCAUGUGUGCUUCGGGUGAAGUCCAGAGAGCAGGGUAAAGUUGCACCCAGACCCAUCUCAGACCUCUACAGUUGGACCGUGUCUCUUCAGGGCAUCCGAGAGGCGGCGCUUGACCUGGAGAGGAAGAACAAUUUGCCCCAAACACGUCGGCGCUCAUGCUCAUAUGAAACGCUGACUGAUGUGGAGAACACCUGUGAAAAGAAGUUUAACACGCAAAGUUUGCAUCAGCUUAGCACACCAACAUCUGAAAAACACGAGAAAGUGCGUGCUAGACUGGCCUUCACUUCUCCAGAGCAGUUCCUCUCUGUUCCUCUCAAAGAACACAUCUUUUCCCAGAGCACACCUGUUGGACUAGACUUUUUGGGCUGGCCUCACCGAGCGUCGUUUUUAGAAUCGAAUCUCAGCACACCAGCACAAGAGGCACAGGUCGCCCCUCUGACCUUGGUGAUAACUGAUGGACCGCAGGAUAAGUCUGGCCUUGCGGAUGAGGUAGGGAGUGAAGAUGACCUGUACAAUGAGUUUCGCAGCUCCUCCAACCGAUUCGGACACCCAGGAGGAGGAGGCGAGCAGCUGGCCAUAAAUGAGCUGAUCAGUGAUGGCAGUGUGUGUGCCGAGGCUCUAUGGGACCAUGUCACCAUGGACGACCAAGAGCUGGGCUUCAAAGCUGGAGACGUCAUCGAAGUAGUGGACGCCACAAACAAGGAGUGGUGGUGGGGCCGGGUGCUGGACAGCGAGGGCUGGUUCCCCGCCAGCUUCGUUCGGUUACGGGUGAACCAAGAUGAGCCCAUGGACGAAUACUUAGCCCAUCUGGACGUUGCCUCGGAAGGGGGUGGGGCCAGCAUGGGGGACCCCUUAGGGCCCGGUCUGCCCUGCAAGGAGCAGAUGAGAGCCAACGUCAUCAAUGAGAUCAUGAGCACAGAGAGGGAUUACAUCAAACACCUAAAGGACAUCUGUGAGGGCUAUAUAAAACAGUGUCGGAAGAGGACAGACAUGUUUACAGAGGAGCAACUGCGCACUAUCUUUGGGAACAUUGAUGAGCUCUAUCGCUUCCAGAAGAAGUUCCUCAAAGCCUUGGAGAAGAAAUUUAACAAAGACAAUCCUCACCUCAGCGAGAUUGGCUCCUGCUUCUUAGAGCACCAAACAAACUUCCAGAUCUACUCCGAGUAUUGCAACAACCACCCCAAUGCCUGCGUGCAGAUCUCCAAACUGAUGAAGAUCAAGAAGUACGUGUUCUUCUUUGAGGCCUGUCGUCUGCUCCAGAAGAUGAUCGACAUUUCCUUGGAUGGAUUCUUGCUUACUCCUGUUCAGAAGAUCUGCAAGUAUCCCCUGCAGCUGGCUGAACUGCUGAAGUACACCAACCCACAGCACAGAGAUUAUAAGGAUGUGGAAGCUGCCUUAAACGCAAUGAAGAACGUGGCCCGACUGAUCAAUGAGAGAAAGAGGCGUCUGGAGAAUAUUGACAAAAUUGCUCAGUGGCAGAGCUCCAUAGAGGACUGGGAGGGCGAAGACAUCUUGAGCAGGAGCUCUGAUCUGAUUUUCUCAGGAGACCUGACCAAGAUCUCCCAGCCACAGGCCAAGGGCCAGCAGCGAAUGUUCUUUCUCUUUGACCACCAACUGGUUUUCUGUAAAAAGGAUCUGCUUCGGAGGGACAUGCUGUACUACAAGGGUUGGUUAGACAUGGAUCAGAUGCAAGUGGUGGAUGUAGAGGAUGGGAAGGAUAAGGACUUUAACGUAAGUGUGAAGAAUGCCUUGAAAUUAUGUUCUCCUGGGGGAGAGGAGGUCCACCUUCUGUGUGCCAAGAAACCCGAGCAGAAGCAGCGCUGGCUGCGAGCCUUUGCAGAUGAACGGGAACAGGUCCAGCAUGACCUCGAGACAGGUUUUACGAUCACAGAGGUCCAGAAGAAGCAGGCCAUGCUGAAUGCAUCUAAAAGUCACCCAACAGGGAAGCCCAAAGCUGUGACCAAGCCCUACUAUGACUUCCUGCUGCGUCAGAAGCACCCAACUCUUCCCACCUCCCUGCCCCAGCAGCAGGUCAUCAUGCUGGCCGAACCCAAACGCAAGACCUCCAAUUUCUGGCACAAUAUCGGACGCUUGACACCGUUCAAAAAAUGAAAGACUCGGUACAUUUGCGCUUGUGCCUGAACUCGUGUUUUUAUCCCAGUGUAACGUUUAUUUUUAUUGUCCUAUUGCGAAAGCACUUUAUGGGUUGGUUACAAUCAUGGCAUCACUCCCAAACUUUGUGGAAUCUUGUGGGAGGCCAUUCCUGCUAUGUUACUAGUAACGUUGAAAAAGACAGCUACUACUGCUCUACCGCUCCACUUUCCGGCGCGAACACGACUACUGCUGCAAGUCAUCAUACGGACACAUUUUAUCGAAAGAGCCCUGCUUGAAGAGAGGACUUCUUUUUAUGUUGGUUAAUUUAUUUUCACGUUUUCAAUGUAUGCCAGCUAUCCACAGUGCCCAACUACUAGCUUUGUAUGUAAUUUGAUACUUUUGUGUAACCCGUGAUGACAUUUCAAGUUUCAAAGGGUUCUGCACAAGAUAAAACUAGACCAUGUUGAGAUUUAUUACUGUAUUAACUUCCUGAGGGCUGGCACUCGAAGUCCGUCGAUAUCAUGUCUGUCGGUGUAUGCAGCUAUCAACUUCUCCCAACUUUCUCUUCAUUGAAGCCUCCAAAAUGAAUCUUAGAUGACAUCCUGUUUCCGAUGAGUGUUUCAUGUAUGUAACUGAUUCUGCUCCCUAAUGACUCCUCUGUAACAAACUUCACUGGAAGUCAUUCCAAACAUAAACCAGACAUUGUGAUGGGGGAUGCAUGAAUUUGCAGUGAAACUCGAUAUUUUCAACCAAAUUCUCAAUAUUCUUUGAUUCUGAUAAUGGUACUAUUAUAUUAAAGACUAUGUUUGACAGGUGUCAACUAUGUAUAAUAAUCUUUGACCACAAAACAAAUUCUGUUAAUAAAAAGCAUUUGUAUGUGUU